Messenger RNA from Prorocentrum cordatum, 675 nucleotides. The record is from the annotation of a GenBank genome assembly. Lineage: Eukaryota; Dinophyceae; Prorocentrales; Prorocentraceae.
AGGCGGGGGCCGAAGGGGGACGUGAUCGGCGUCGUGUGCGUCGGGCAGGACGUGACCGAGCUUCAGAUCCAGCGCCGCAACGCCGAGAGGAUCGCUGGAGACCUGCGGAGGCUGAUCGACACGGCGAAUGCGCCCAUCUUCGGCAUCGACAUCCGGGGUCAGAUCACCGACUGGAAUCGAAAGAUGGACGAGCUGUCCGGCUAUUCCGCAGAAGAUAUCAUGGGCGAGAGUUUCGUGAAGAUCGCCCUUGGGGAGGAAGGAAAGGACACGGUCGCCUACGUGCUCCUCAACGCGUUGUCGGGCGAGGAAGCGGCAGACAUCCCGUUCCCGCUGCUGUACCGCCACGAGGACGGCACGCAAACCCAGAAAGAUAUGCUGAUGAACGUCACCCCCAGGCGUGGGCCCGACGGCGACAUCACUGGCGUGAUCGUGGUGGUGCACCACGUGACCGAGGUGCAACACCUGGUCGCGGAGCAGAGGGGCAUCGCCGAAGACCUGGCCAUCCUGAUCCGGACCGUGAGGGCGCUGAUCAUAGGUGUCGACGCGACGGGCAGCGUGAACGAGUGGAACGACAAGACUGAGGAGCUGACUGGCUACACGCGGGCGGAGGCGAUGGGGCGCCCGUUCGUGGAGAAGUUUGUCGACCCCGAGCGGCAGGCCGAGAUCAGCGAGGCC